AUGAGCAUUGAGACAUCAUCCAACAAUAUCAAGAAUUAUCUGUCAAGAAAUGAGACGUCUGCACAAGAUAAAUUAGAGUUCAAGAAAUGCGCUUUCAACUUAUGCUCUCAAUUUCUUGCUGGCCCAUGGAAAAAUAGGCCCAUUGAAGAUUUUGAAAUCAAUGAGAUAAAGGGCGGCAUGAGCAAUAUUCUUUUUCUUUGCGAAUUAAAACUCAAUAGAAACCAAUACUGUCAAGGAUGUCCGAACAGGGUUCUUAUGCGCGUUUACUUCAAUCCUCAAUCUGAAGAGCAUUUGGUCUCAGAGUCCGUUAUAUUCACUUUGCUGUCAGAACGACGUCUCGGGCCAAAGUUAUACGGAAUAUUCAAUGGAGGACGACUUGAAGAAUUCAUUCCAUCACGACCAUUGUCUUGUGAAGAACUUUCCAUCUCAUCAAUUUCAAUGAAAAUAGCCAAAAGAGUUGCUGCCAUUCAUAAACUAGAUGUACCAAUUCCCAAAGAACCUCAUUAUAUCAUGGAUGUACUACGAAGAUGGCUAAUGCAACUUAAAUCUCAGGGGAAAAAGAGCUAUACAUUGCAAAAUCAAUAUAAAGAGUCGACUCCCACACUUUUAACUAUGGAUACAUUAGAAGCUGAAUUGCAAACGUUGGAAAAAUGUCUCGCUAAAAGCAAAAGCUUAGUGACGUUCUGUCACAACGAUUUACAAGAAGGAAAUAUUCUCUUACUCAAACAAAGGCUCAGCAACAUACGUGUUGCAUCCAAAGAUGAUGAAAAUUUUGAAGAUAAAGAAGUUGAUGAGAUUACAGAAGGAUUCAUGAAUCCACGUCUAGUCAUCAUAGAUUUUGAAUACGCUAGUUACAAUUACAGAGGUUUUGAUUUUGCCAAUCAUUUCAUUGAGUAUACUAUGGAUUAUGAUGUGAAAAAGGCUCCAUAUUUUUGUAUUAAGAGUAAACAAUUUCCGUCGGAUACGCAUAUGAUUGAAUUCUUCAAAGCCUAUCUAAAGGAAAUGAAUGUUCCUUUGGCAAAAAGUAUGACGGAAGCUACCAUUUUGCUCGACGAGACUCUUCCAUUUAUUCCCGUUUCUCAUCUAUUCUGGGGCAUCUGGGGAUUGUUGCAAGUGGAACUCUCACCAAUAAAUUUUGGUUUUCUGGAAUAUGGAUUGGAACGUUUAGCUUUGUACUUCUUACACAAAGACAAAUUACUGAAGCUUCUUGAUGAAGAAUUAGAAUGA
Messenger RNA from Auanema sp. JU1783, 1227 nucleotides. Lineage: Eukaryota; Metazoa; Nematoda; Chromadorea; Rhabditida; Rhabditidae. The record is from the annotation of a GenBank genome assembly.